AUGGUCUGCAUUGAAUUAAGUUUACCCUACAAUAAAUCACUGCUAAUAAGCACAUGGUAUAGACCACCAAAUUCUCUUAUGAAUAUAUUUGAUUACUGGGCAAGCUUUUUAGCAAAAUGUGAUAAUGAAGAUAAGGAGCUAAUCCUCAUAGGAGAUUUAAAUUGUGAUGUCAGUAAAACUAUACCUGACCCUCACACAGGUAAGUUGCAAUUUUUAUGUUCUCUGUAUCAGAUAGACCAACUUAUUAAAGAAUCUACAAGGCUAACUCCUAAAUCAGCUACACUAAUUGAUUUAAUAUUAACAAAUAGACCAGAAAAUAUUUCCAGAUCAGGUGUCAUUCACCCGGGAAUUUCAGAUCACAGCCUUGUCUACGCUGUGAGAAAAUUUACACUACCGAAUGGAAGGCAAAAAAUUCGUCAGGUUCGUAACUUUAAAAACUUUGUCGAAAAUGAUUUCAUUCGGGAUGUGUCUCAAUUGCCUUGGGAGAUGGUCUAUCAGUUUGGAGAUCCCAAUUUAUGUUGGCAAGUCUGGAAAUCACUAUUAUUAGAUGCACUUAAUAGACAUGCUCCUCUGCGCCACAAGCGAAUAAGGAAUAACCCUGUCCCAUGGAUUAAUCCUCAAAUUAAAGAACUUAUGAGAAAAAGGGACUAUCACAAAAAAAAGACCAUAAAAUAUGAUUCGGAGUCACAGUGGGAAUUGUAUAAAACACUACGUAAUGAAGUAAAUAUAAACAUGCGGAAAGCAAAAUCUAAGUACUUUGUGAUAAAAUCCAGGCAAGCUCUCAAAUGGGAGACAGUAAAAGUGGAUGGGCUUGGAUAAAUUCGCUCUUAGGAAGAAAGCAUAAGAAUGCAAAUAUUAAUGAACUGAAAGUAAAUGAUGAUAUUAUUUCUGAUGAUAAAUCUAUUACUGAAACAUUAAAUGAAUAUUUUAUAAAUAUUGGAAUGAAGAUGGCUGCUGAAUCAGCAUGUCAAAACACUGAUGCUUUAAAUGAUCAAGUAAUUUAUGAAAGUACUGUGCUUCUUCCUAAAGAAAAUUUUCACUUCGCAGAUAUUACUAUAGAUAGUGUUUCCAAACGCCUACAAAAACUAAAUGUCUCGACAG
This is a messenger RNA of Paramuricea clavata, 1101 nucleotides long. NCBI's taxonomy places the organism in Eukaryota, Metazoa, Cnidaria, Anthozoa, Malacalcyonacea, Plexauridae. The record is from the annotation of a GenBank genome assembly.